Molecule: messenger RNA, 3621 nt
Organism: Porites lobata
Lineage: Eukaryota; Metazoa; Cnidaria; Anthozoa; Scleractinia; Poritidae
Source: the annotation of a GenBank genome assembly
AUGACACAGAGGAUAAUAAAACGAAUUGAAACUCUUACGGAGCGUCUUUUAGAAGCCAAGCAAAAUAACAACAAGUUUGAAGAAGGACGUGCCUGUUGCAAUCUCGGCAUUGCUUAUUACUCUCUCGGCGACUUCCAACGAGCAAUAGAGUACCACGAGAAACACCUUAGCAUUGCCAAGGACGUCGGCGACAGGGCCGGAGAAGGAGGUGCCUAUGGCAAUCUCGGCAAUGCUUAUCACUCUCUCGGCGACUUCCAACGAGCAAUAGAGUACCACGAGAAAGACCUUAGCAUUGCCAAGGACGUCGGCGACAGGGCCGGAGAAGGAGGUGCCUAUGGCAAUCUCGGCAAUGCUUAUUACUCUCUCGGCGACUUCCAACGAGCAAUAGAGUACCACGGGAAACACCUUAGCAUUGCCAAGGACGUCGGCGACAGGGCCGGAGAAGAAGGUGCCUAUGGCAAUCUCGGCAAUGCUUAUCACUCUCUCGGCGACUUCCAACGACCAACAGAGUACCACGAGAAAGACCUUAGCAUUGCCAAGGACGUCGGCGACAGGGCCGGAGAAGGACGUGCCUAUGGCAAUCUCGGCAAUGCUUAUCACUCUCUCGGCGACUUCCAACGAGCAAUAGAGUACGACGAGAAACACCUUAGCAUUGCCAAGGACGUCGGCGACAGGGCCGGAGAAGGAAGUGCCUAUGGCAAUCUCGGCAAUGCUUAUCGCUCUCUCGGCGACUUCCAACGAGCAAUAGAGUAUCACGAGAAAGACCUUAGCAUUGCCAAGGACGUCGGCGACAGGGCCGGAGAAGGACGUGCCUAUGGCAAUCUCGGCAAUGCUUAUCACUCUCUCGGCGACUUCCAACGAGCAAUAGAGUAUCACGAGAAACGCCUUAGCAUUGCCAAGGACGUCGGCGACAGGCCCGGAGAAGGAGGUGCCUAUGGCAAUCUCGGCAAUGCUUAUCACUCUCUCGGCGACUUCCAACGAGCAAUAGAGUACCACGAGAAACGCCUUAGCAUUGCCAAGGACGUCGGCGACAGGGCCGGAGAAGGAGGUGCCUAUGGCAAUCUCGGCAAUGCUUAUCACUCUCUCGGCGACUUCCAACGAGCAAUAGAGUACCACGAGAAACGCCUUAGCAUUGCCAAGGACGUCGGCGACAGGGCCGGAGAAGGAGGUGCCUAUGGCAAUCUCGGCAAUGCUUAUCACUCUCUCGGCGACUUCCAACGAGCAAUAGAGUACCAGAAGAAACACCUUAGCGUUGCCAAGGACGUCGGCGACAGGGCCGGAGAAGGACGUGCCUUUUGCAAUCUAGGCAUGUCUUUUUUCGUUUUAAAUUCUUUGGAUGAAGCCUUAGCUCAUUUUAGAUCGGGCGUAGAAACUCUUGACACUAUUAGAGCCAGUCUCAUUUCCAAAGAUGGCUGGAAAAUAAGUUUUCUUGAGAUUUGGAAACGUGCCUACACCUAUUUAUGUCAAGUUCUUAUAAUGCUUCAAAAGACGGACGAGGCUUUAUAUGCUGCUGAGCAAGGAAGGGCACAAGCCUUGCAAGACGCCUUGAAAAUAAAAUAUGGCUUCCCAUCAUUUCCACACGCGUGGAAUAAAUCUGAAGAAGAGGUUGCAAACACUUCAAGAAAAAUACCUACUUUGACAGCUUUUCUUGCAGUACAAAAUGAAACAAUUAAUAUAUGGGUAUUGAGAAAGGAAAGCAACGCUGUAUUCAGGCAGGGAAAGUUAACAAGUGCAAGUGUACACGAAAAUUCAUUCGCUGCUCUUUUGGAAGCUGCUUUGAAAAAAAUUGGGGCUGGGGUCAAUGUAAGAUGCGAGAAUCGGUCAUUGGAUAACGAAAAGGACAAUGCAGCUCUAAGUACUCGAGACGAUGAUCGAAUAUUGGAGCAGUCAUACAGGAAUACCGACUGGUUACAUCCACUGUAUGAUGUUGUUAUUGGUCCCAUUGAAGACUUGCUUAAUUGUGAUGAACUUAUAGUAGUCCCUGAUGGUGCUUUGUCUUUAGCUCCAUGGGCAGCCCUAAGUGAAUCUUUAAGGAUUCGCACAGUUCCCUCGCUUGCAAUUUUGAAACUGAUAACUGCUUCUUCAGCUGAUCACCACACUAAAGAUGGAGUCCUGCUUGUUGGAGAUCCAAGUCUGGAGAAAGUUACAAAUAAACGGGGUAAGCCCAUUCACAAGCAACUUAAUUACGCAAAAAAGGAAGUGGAGAUGAUUGGUGCAAUCCUAAACGGCCAACCACUUACAGGAGAAGCUGCAACAAAACAGGAGGUGCUUAAAAGAAUAGAGUCAGUCGCUUUAGUUCACAUUGCAGCCCACGGAAAAAAGGAAACUGGUGAAAUUGCCUUGGCUCCAAACCCCGGGUGGCAAUCAAAGAAUCCUACCCCUAUGGAAGAGGAUUAUAUUUUAAAGAUGUCUGAUAUUCAAGCUGCUGAGUUGAGAGCGAGGCUGGUUGUGCUUAGUUGUUGCCAUAGUGGUAAAGGAGAAGUUAACUCCGAAGGCGUCGUCGGUAUGGCGCGGGCUUUCUUGUUUGCUGGUGCUCGUUCUGUGCUAGUGUCACUCUGGGCAAUCGAUGACGAAGCUACAAUGGAGUUUAUGAAAAGUUUCUACCAACACCUGAGAGCUGGCGAAAGUGCUAGUCAUGCUCUUCAGAAGGCCAUGAAAUGUCUCCGCGACUCGGGAACCUUUUCUGCCCCAAAGUACUGGGCUCCAUUUGUGCUGAUUGGCGAUGACGUUACAAUUCAAUUUGAUAAAAAUCGUUGAAAACGUAAGUAAUUUUUUUUGCUUUGUAUUUUUAAGGUCUUCGGAAUAGAAUUCGAAAAUGGCAAAAUUAAGGAAAUUUGCCGACAAAGCCACCAAUUGUAUCGAAUGUUACGAGAAACGUUGGAUGGAUUUCGGCGAACGUUUCCAAAUUUUAGACCAUAUAAAAACCUGUUCUUACGUUUCCUUACCAAAAUCCGAUUCUGAACUUCUUCCAGCAAAGAUUCCAAACCUUUUCAAAAGCAUUGCUAUCGCAAUUACUCACAGCAUUACCAGUCGUCAACAGUUCAGUCAUAAAUAGAUCUGAAAUGGGAAUUGAAAACUAGAAAACUUCUUUCAGAUUAAGGACUUUCGAUUUAUCCUUGAAUUGAAAAAAUGGUUUUGAAUAGCUUAUGGAGAAAAUAAUAAUAAUGAUAAUAAUAGUAAUAAUAUAAUGAUAAAAAUGUCCAUGAAGACGACGAUGAUGAUGACGAUGACCACGACGACGACGAUGACGAUGAUGAUGACGAUGACGAUAAUUAUGAAGAUGAUAAUGAUGAUAAUGUUAACAGAGGCAAACGAGAUUUUUUAAUUUUCAAAUGUUAUUAAGAAGGCCUGGAUCACGGUUUCGAUUGGAAACAAUGUUCAUGUUUUGUUUCGCUAAAUCUAUGAAACUUGUUGUUUAGCGAAAACGACUGUCAUUCAGCAAAUGUUACCUAAUGUUAACCCUCUCACCGUAAAUACAUUGUACUACUACUACUGAAGCAGUUAUUUCUCAAAGUGUGUUGAUGCAUUAAAUAUGUUUUUAUUUUCAGGGUCGCACAAAGCGUUUGAUGUCAAAGAAACUAUGCUUGUAUGUAACACAAAAAGGACUUUGCUUCCCUGCGA